Molecule: messenger RNA, 3642 nt
Organism: Danaus chrysippus (African queen)
Lineage: Eukaryota; Metazoa; Arthropoda; Insecta; Lepidoptera; Nymphalidae
Source: the annotation of a GenBank genome assembly
AUGGCUCCUCCACCGGAGUAUGAUAAGGAACCGAAAGCCCCGGAUAAAAGUGUCACAACUUUGUCCACUGACGAUCCGAAGAUACUUUACAAUCACCUUAAAGAUCAGCCUGCGAAUACAGACUCUAAAACCUCGACAACCACUGGGGGAGCCAUCACCGAAGUAGAGAACAAUAAACACGUUGAGACGUUGGACGACGGACAGCUUAGGGCCUUGCUAGAUGAGGCCAUCACCUACAAGUGUCCUAAAGACAGAGAAGGAAAGAGCAAUCUAUUUAAGGAGUUGUUAGAGGAAGUUGAACAAGACGAACAGGCGUGUGAGGCAGCCGCUAGGAGCGCCGGGGGAGGCAGAGCCGGGAGGAGGGACAGGCGUAGGGAACAUCACUCAAGUCUACAGGACUUGGUAGCAGCGAUGGCGUGUGAGCCGGCUCCGCGGCGUGGUCGAGCGCCCGCUGCAUCACACGCCCCGCCUUCAGCCAGUGUAUCAACAAGGACACAUCACGGUGGGAGUCUACCGUCGGGAGUCGACACAUCUUUCCUAUUAAGUGAGGAGGGCUGCGGUCGCGGCUCGUACCUGGCCACUGUGCACGUAGUCAACCCGCCGCCUCUAGGAGAACGUCGUGUAUCUGCGAGCGACGCUCAUCCACCGAUCACAGACAACGAACAAGUCCCCAGGAGGAGCAAGCCAAUGUUCCCGAUGACGUACACGGCGCGCGCUACCCUCGAGAUCGGCAGCGGCAGCGUGGGCUCGGGCCGUGCGGUCACCACCACCACCGCCUCCAAUCAGGUGCGUACAGAACGAUCCGCGCCUAGACACACUACCACCAACCCGCAAAUAUCAACCAAUCGCAUGCGAGCUGACGGCUCUGUUGAGCCACACACGGCUGACGUGGUAGCCAAUCAGAGCAGGCCGUUGGGUGAUAUCGGUACGAAAGGCGGUGGUGAUGUAAGUGUACCGUGCGGCCCUAAGCUUAGUGGUGUUUACACUAAAAAUAUAAAGACAUGCGAACUAGCGGGCGAUGGAUGCCACAGAAAUGAUGUCAGAGAUUUAGGUAAUGCGUAUAGUUUAGAUAGAGAUAUAGUCGAGAAGGUUUUUGAUAAUAUAGACGCAUUAUCUAAAACGAAUGUGUCUAAUAUUAACAAAUGUGAGAAUAGAACGAAUAGAAAUCAAACAUUCAAUAAAGUUGAAAUCGAAAUGAUAAGAGAGUAUAGACGGAGGAUUGGCGACAAUUUGGUCGCACCGAAUUUGACGUCUUUGAAUCCUAAGAACUUUAGAUCUAGCGGUUACAACAGCUAUGAUAGAGAAUCGUACAGGAAGAUAAGGAAAGAGAGCGCUGACUGUAGCAAUAAGAACAAAUACAAAAAACAAAAUGAUACAGAAGAAACCGACUUGGAUAAAAAAAUUGACAAAUCUAAUGUAUCGGAUCUCAAUCAAAGUAACGUUAAGAACAAGAAGAGUGAGAAGUACAUAUUCAACAACUUUAAAUAUGAUAUCACCGACAAGAAAAGAGAAAUACCCAUGCCUAGUAUGAACGUAAAGAAAUUCAAAAACAUGUACAAGAAAUCAGAUAACAUAGAAAUAUCAGAAGAACUCAAAAUGGUGACGGAAAUGGUGAAGCAACAGAAUCAGACCAGCGUACAGAGUAACGAAGAACGACCUGUGGAUAUUAUUAAUACGGAAGAACAGGUCUCGCAGAAAGUUGACGAAAAUGUCCUCAAGGAUGACUCAGACACGGAACUCAUAGAAGUGUCAUCAACUGACAGAGAGAGUCCAAUAACCUUCUCAGAUUUUGUCAUUAGCCAACAAAAUCUGCUGAAGCGAAUAGGAAGCUACACCGACAAAGAAAACUAUAAUUAUCCAGCGGCAAAGAGAUCCGGAGCUCUUGAACUGGAUUGCGUAUCGCGUGAACUGAACGAGAUAACCACCGUCUCGAAGCUUGCCGAGAAUCCCUUACUAACAAAAAUCCCAAAUAACGCUUUCGUGUUCCUCACGCUACCAAAGAACUUUUAUACACGAACUAACCAACAGGAGAUAGAUUACAAGGGGAGAAAUAGAAAGAAAAGCAAAAUUAAAAUACCACAAGCGGAAAGCUUGCACAAAAGAGCCGUCAAGUUGCUACUAUAUAGCGACGGGGAUAGUACGAAUAAGGUGGAUUCGGCGAUACCGUUCGGUUGCAUCACGAGCCCGGAGGUGGUCGGCUGUAGUACUGUCGCAACCAGCUCACAACCAGCGACCGUUGACCCCAAGCCACGUAGCAUCCUAUCGAGCAGCUUCAAUGGUCUACCGCUGACGCGUCCCGUUGACGAUUACAAGGUGCCUAUACUCACUGUGCACUACCGUUUACAGAAAUCACUCGAUGAAAACGGCAACGCGGUCCAAGGAUUAAACUCACCCGUUUCGGGACCGAGUCAGCCGAAGAAGACUAGGAGGAAGAAGGUGUUGAAGAACGAGACGGUGAUCACCUCGCACCAGAUUGACGGAUAUCAAGGGAACAAGGACCUCAAGGAACUAUUGCGCUUCAUAGAGUCGAACGACGACGGCGGGCGAGCCAAGCUAAGGGCCAAGCACAAGGACGACUGCGACGACAAGGCGGCCAAGAAGAGGUCCAGCGAGCGGCGCAAAGACAAAGACGCCAAGCCCAAGAGGGCCUCGUCCCUGGAGGAGCUCAGCAGAACCACGCUCGAGGAUCUGACGGACAAGCCCGCCAACAGGGACGGGCGGCGAGCGGCACACCCGCCCUCCAAGCCGGAGAGGCGCUCCUGGGGAGACGACGCGCGGGCGCUGCUGUACAGAGAACCCGCACACGUGGUGCCGCCCACCGACGGGGACACGCCCCUCGAGCUGACGGAGUUCCAGACGGUCACCAAGAAAAAGAAGACGCGCAAGAGACCCGACGACUCAGAGAGAGACUCGGAGCACGCGCCGCGACGAGCACGAGCAACGACACCGGAGGGGCGGCAGAGGCAGGCCCCGCCCUCCGCCCCGCCCUCGGACCGCAGCAACGACUCCAAUGACGACAUGGACUCUGUACACUCACUGCCGGCGUCGGCUCCACCACCGCCGCCUCCUCCCCCGCCACCGCCGCCGCCGCCGCUCCCUCCCCCGCCGCACGCCUCGUACGCGGACAUCGCCCGCACCAGGCACAACAUCCCGGACCUCAUCGAAUCGUGCAACUUCUACUCGGAGGGAGAGUCGGAGUCGAGCGGCGCGAUCGCCGGCACCGCGGCCGGGGACACGGACCAGUACCCGGCUCUGGAGCCGCGGCGGACCCGCGACAAGAGAGUCGCGCCGCCGCAGACUAGAGACAAACGGAAGGAGCCGGACGUGGUCGCGGACCGCAGACCGCCGGUCGUGCUGCUCGACUCUGAGGCACGACCACGAGACAUGGACGGGGUCACCUUCGGGUUCGACAUCAACGAGCAGCUGCUGGGAGGCACGAGGAGAGUGCGCUGCGACCUGCUGAGGGACGCGCCCGAACACACGCGGCCACCAGCGACUCACACGACGUGCGCGCUGCGGUACGUGGAGCCCGACCACACACACGACACGGCGCACCUGCACCGGAUCAUUGACUACGUCAGCAACGCCUGGGACGACGUGGUGCGAUGCGGAGCUGGCAAUGUGAUCUAUUACAGCGAGUGA